Messenger RNA from Coregonus clupeaformis (lake whitefish), 8180 nucleotides. Its product is annotated as helicase ARIP4. Gene Ontology annotation, molecular function: ATP binding; ATP hydrolysis activity; ATP-dependent chromatin remodeler activity. The transcript is spliced from 20 exons. NCBI's taxonomy places the organism in Eukaryota, Metazoa, Chordata, Actinopteri, Salmoniformes, Salmonidae. Bases 1229 to 5557 code for a protein of 1442 amino acids. Gene Ontology annotation, cellular component: nucleus. The record is from RefSeq and is a predicted model, not a curated record.
GACACACAGGCUUACAUAUACAGGUUUUUUGGGAGAGGUGCGGGGGGCUGCAACACUGCGGGCCCCGGGGAGUUGUUGUGCGUGGGUUAAGUGCCUUGCUCAAGGGCACAACGACAGGUAAUGGCAUCUAGGAUCUAAUACCAGCAACCCUCCAGUUGCCAGCUCACUUCCCACCAGAUCUUUCCCAUCAGACCUGGGAUUCAAACUGGAAACCCUCCGGUUCCUGGCUCGCCUCUCUAACCUCUAGGCUUCUGCCGAGAGUAGAAAAUCUUAACUCUGAGUUUUUUUUUUUUGGUUGCUCGAACUAAUUUGUGAAUAUGCAUAAUGUCACACCUGACAUUGAAAAAGAAGAAAAACCCUGCGACGAACCAGAAGUGCAUGAAAAGCAGGUUCAUAACUAAAUCAAGGAGCGCUUAACAUAAUUGGCCAGUAGGGAGCGCCACGAGAAUUAGAGAAUUUAGAAGUGAUGCGGACUGCUUUCUGAAGAUAACUCAGUAGACUACUAGCCUACUACAGAUGCUGGCAAAAAACUCCGUUAAUUGCCAUUCCCUCGAUCAAUUAACUCAGAAAUCAAUGUGUUAGGUUACUGUGUAAGAAGAGAGAAAAUGUAGACUUGUCAGAAUGAACAGCAUAUAUGAUCGGAAAAGCUUCCAUGUCAUUAAUUGAAAACUAAUCGGAAUUGGACAACAAUCUAAAAUGGGUUCAUUUUAUGGCUUUGGCCAUGCUUCUUGGUUGUUUGAUAUUCAACCGCAUUUAACAUAUUUCUUUAUUUUGGUGGUAUAGCAAUUUGAUUGUCUGUCUAAAGUGCAGUUGAGCUCAAUGUGUAGCAAAAACAUAUGUGAAUCAACAUAAUUAGUUUGCUUGCACCUGUAUUGUUGACAGCUUAUUUAAUUGUAUGCAUAUUAAUGUAUUACGCACACUCGAUCAUGUGUCUCAAUCAAUUUGUUCCCCCUCUUCGCCGAAUUUCUAAAGAUUUUGCCUGUGCGUUUCCGGAACUCUCGAAUUGGUUUUUGUAUUCCUGGACGGGACCGACAACAUCGUUGCGCCUCAAGAAACUGAUGAAAGAAAUCUCAACCUGUAUGUAACAGAAAAUGUAUUGACAAUUGAAUGCAAAUUAAUUGACCAUUGAAUGCAAAUUAUUCAAUAAAUUUCACGCAGCGAAUGCGAAAGGUGGCCUGUGUGUGUGUGAGGAUGCCUAGGUAAUGCCUCUGGGUGACAGAGGGACACCAUGUCUGACAAGGGGACCUCAGGGAGAGACAUGGAGCCCCACCUUCUCAACAGUGAGGAAGAGGAGGACGAGCUGGAAGAAGAGGAGGUGGAGGAAGAUGAGAACAACGGAGAUGAUGAAGAAGAUGUCCCUGACCAGCCUCAUAGCGCUCCCUUCAGCUCGGAGAAUGAAGCGCAGGGAGGGGACUCAGCGGGAUGGCAGUGCACCCCCCCAUCUACCUCAGACUCGGGGGAGACGCCGUCCCACCCCUCAACGCAGCUCCACUCUCGACCGUCCUCACGGCCUGAGAGCCAAAUCCCCUCGCGGUCCCUGAGUGGAACCAAGAAGAGGUCCCACUCCCACUCCAACAAACCCGCACACAUGAGGAGGAACAUCCGAAAGCUACUGAGGGAGCACCAGUUAGAGGUGGUGACCAAAGCUGCCAAGCAGGAGGAGCUGGAGAGGCUGCGGAGGCUGGAACAGCAGAGGAAGGAAGGGCACUUCCCUGUGCCCCUGCUACCCGAGUACACACCAGGAGAUCUGUCUCAGAGUGUGUCUGCUAGUGUGGCCAAACAGGACCAUGUGAUCUGCCUGGACACCAGUAACAGCAGCACUAACAUCAGAGAAGAUGACUCCAAAGCUCUGGUCCCAGAAGCACACGCCCCCAAAGAAGACGUGAUCGAGCUGAGCUCAGGCGAGGAGGACGCCCUCCAGAUCAGAGGCAAGUCCACCAAUGAGGAGGAGGAGGAGCGGUCGGAGGAGGCCAGCGGCGCCCACGUCAACGACGCUGUGAACCAACCGGACGCCCUGGGGCGUGUCUUGGUCAACCUGAACCACCCUGCUGAGGAGGCAGACCUGUUCCUCUCCCCUCAACUGGCCCGGGCCGUCAAACCUCACCAGAUCGGUGGGAUCCGGUUCCUGUAUGAUAACCUGGUGGAGUCUCUGGAGAGGUUUAAGCGCAGCAGUGGCUUCGGCUGUAUCCUUGCCCACAGCAUGGGCCUGGGCAAGACCCUGCAGGUCAUCUCCUUUAUAGACAUCCUGCUUAAACACACGCAGGCCCACACCGUGCUCGCCAUCGUUCCUGUCAACACGUUACAGAACUGGCUGGCUGAGUUUAACCUCUGGGUCCCUUCCUCUGAGGCAUUACCUGCGGACAUCAACCCCGCCCACUUCUCCCCGCGCAGCUUCAAGGUCCACAUCCUGAAUGACGAGCACAAAACCACUGCCACCAGAGCGAAGGUGAUCUAUGACUGGUCGCGGGAUGGCGGCGUGCUCCUGAUGGGUUAUGAGAUGUACCGCCUGCUGUCCCUGAAGAAGAGCUUUGUGGCGGGCCGGAAGAAGAAGUCCAAGAAGCCCCAAGGACCAGUGGUCAUUGACCUGGACAAAGAGGACCGGCAGCAGGAGCUCCUCAAAGACAUAGAGAAGGCCCUGUCUCUCCCCGGCCCGGACGUGGUGAUCUGUGACGAGGGCCACCGCAUUAAGAACUGCCACGCCAGCACCUCGCAGGCCCUGAAGAACAUCCGUACACGGAGACGCGUGGUCCUCACAGGAUACCCACUCCAGAACAACCUGAUAGAGUACUGGUGCAUGGUGGACUUUGUCAGGCCUGAUUUCCUGGGUACCAGGCAGGAGUUUAGUAACAUGUUUGAGAGGCCCAUUCUGAACGGGCAGUGUGUGGACAGCACGCCUCAGGACGUCCGGUUGAUGAGAUACCGAAGUCAUGUCCUUCAUAGCCUGCUGGAAGGCUUCGUCCAGAGGCGUGGCCAUGACGUGCUGAAAGACCAGCUCCCCUCCAAGGACGAGCAUGUGAUCAUGGUGCGCCUGUCGCCCCUGCAGAGGGCCCUCUACACAGAGUUCAUGAACCGCUUCAGAGAGGCAGGCAACAGCGGCUGGCUCAGCCUCAACCCACUCAAGGCCUUCUGCGUCUGCUGCAAGAUCUGGAACCACCCAGACGUGCUGUACGAGGCGCUGCAGAAGGAGAAUCUGGCCAAUGAGCAGGACCUGGACCUGGAUGACAUCACCAACGGCCACGCCCGCUACCCCGCCCCCAACCAGAAGGGCAAGACCCCGGAGGACCCCAACAGCAUCGGAGGGCUGAGUCUCAACGCUCUGCAGGAGAAGGCCAACCAGGUCAUCACCUACGAAUGGGCGAAGGAGAUCAUGUCUGACUAUAAACCCGGGCUCUUGGAGAACUCUGCUAAGAUGGUCCUGCUGUUCCACCUAAUCGACCAGAGUGUGAGGAAGGGAGACAAGAUCCUGGUCUUCAGCCAGAGUUUGUCCACCCUGUCGGUCAUUGAGGAGUUCCUGGCCAAGAGGGCCAUACCGGCGGGCAGCGCCAGAGAGGGCCACAACCAAAACUGGGUCCGCAACCACAACUACUACAGACUGGAUGGGAGCACAUCUGCUUCAGAGAGGGAGAAACUCAUCAACCAGUUCAACGACCCGUCCAACACCUCCGUCUUGAUCUUUCUGCUGUCCACCAGGGCUGGCUGUCUGGGGGUGAACCUGAUAGGGGCUAACCGCGUGGUGGUGUUCGAUGCCUCCUGGAACCCUUGUCACGACGCCCAGGCCGUAUGUCGAGUGUACCGCUACGGCCAGAAGAAACCCUGCCACAUCUACCGCCUGGUCUGUGACUUCACCCUGGAGAAGAAGAUCUACGACCGACAGAUCUCCAAGCAGGGCAUGUCCGACCGAGUGGUGGAUGACCUGAACCCGGUGCUGUCGUUCACGCGGAGGGAGGUGGAGUCUCUGCUGCACUUUGUGGAGGAGGAGCCUGACGUGUCACAGGUGCAACUACAGCCCCACCAGGAGAUGGAGACGGGCAUCAGACAGGCCUGCCAGCUCUACCCUCACCUCGUCACCAAGCAACCCUUUCACCACGAGUCUCUCCUGGUGGACCGACGGGAGAUGAAACUCACCAAAGCCGAGAAGAAGGCCGCCAAGAAGAGCUACGAGGAUGAGAAGCGUGCGUCGGUGCCCUACACACGCCCCUCUUACGCCCACUAUUACCCCGCCAGCGACCAGAGCCUUACAAACAUCCCUGCCUUCAGCCAGCGCAACUGGCGCCCACCCCCUCGGCAAGAUGAGAAGCCGGUGGCCAGCGUCCGCCCCGUUCAGUCGACUCCAAUUCCCAUGAUGCCUCGCCAGGCAUCUCACAGCUCUGCCCCCAUAGCAGACUCAGACUCCAGCUCGGGCUUUCCCGUCAACUACCUGCAGAAGGCGGGCGUCUUCGUCCAGAAGAUCGUCACCACCACAGAUAUCGUGAUACCUGAAACCAACAGUUCAACUGAUGUCAAGGCCAGGAUCAGUGCAGGAGAGAGCAUCCACAUCAUCAGAGGAACCAAAGGGACCUACAUCAGGACUUGUGAUGGGAGGAUAUUUGCCAUCCGCGCUGCAAGCAAGCCCAAGGCAGGGGAGGAGAACUCAGCCGCUGCACCCAAAGACACCCAGAAGGCAUCGGACGAGGCCUCCACCAACGGCUGUGUGACUCGCCCGCUCUCCCCCGACAGCCCUGAGAUCCUGAGUGAGCUCCAGAGGUACGCGGCUGCAACCAGAACCAAGGCCCAGCAUCAGCAGGGCUCCAAGGCUUUGUCUGCAGGUGCAGCGGCUCCACAGGAGAAGGCGCCGGCGGAGAGCACCAAUGGCAGCAGGAUGACCAGCCAUGCCAAGCCCUGGAGCGAUGCCUCCGCCACGGCCCAGCGCAGCACAGAUGCCAUUGCUGCCCUGGACCUGAGGGGCACCAAGCGCAAGGCCUCCACCCUGUCCACCGUCGAACGGGCCAAUAAAAAGCAGCCGGCCCCCAGCAAGCGCACCUCGGCCCAGGCUUUUCCCUUCACGACGGGUUAUGACCUCCCACCCAUGGGCCUCAACCAAGCCAUGCUGGGCUCCGUGGGGCACCCCAUAUUCUUGGGGGCCGGCUCGCCCUACUUCCAGCCCCACAGCCAGCGGAGUGACCACAGUCUCAUGUUCCCCAUGACUCCCGACCCCUUCGGCCUGGGGGGCGGCACCCUUUCUAGCUCCUCCUCCAGGUCUUCCUCCUCCACCACCACCUCCUCCUCCUCAGCUGCCUCUGACUCGGCCUCCCUAGCUCCCUUCAUGCUGGGUGCUGGUAUGGCUGGCAUGCUGCCCCCAGGCUUCCCCAUGUCCUACGGCCAGUCCCUGGGCAUGUACCCUAGCUUGCUGCUCCCCGGGGGGCUACCGGCGGCCACCCCAGGCCCCACUGGCUCCAGCUUCUUCUCCCACUUCCCCUCCUCCUCCGGCCUGAUGGGGGCGGGGCUGGGUCGCUCUGAUGCCCACGGCUCGGCAGAGAACGCCGGUGGUAGCAGCUCAGACAGCAACAACGAUCGAUGAUGAUGAUGAUGUUAUUGAGGUGAUGGGACAAUGAGAGCCUCCAAACGUAGGGAAGAGGCAUGUGGGUUGUAGGGGACAGUUAGUGGGUUUUCUGGGGCUAGGAGAGCUGGAGAGAAAGGGAAAGGACAACCAAUCCCCAUCCACCUCCACUAGCCCUAUUCCCCAUCCCAAGUGCAACAUGCACGCCUUUCAGAAAAGGAGAAUCUGUAUUGGGAUAUAACAGACUGGACAAAGCAACAAAUCCUUAUGCUGAAUAUCUUAUUUAAAAAGAGGAAAAAAAGAAAAAACUGAGUGUAUAUGAUAAAGAAAACGAACUUGGGGCUUCCAAAAUGUUGUCCUAUACUGGCUUUUACAAAUCACUGAAGCGAGCAACUGCUGGGUUUGGAACUGCAAAGACCCUGAUUCGCCACUGGGAUGUGCUGUUUUGUCUUCUAUUUAAAAAAAAUCAUUUUUCCAACAGUUGAUGACAGACUAGGUUAAUAACUAACUGACAAUAGACUAGAGUUAAUAAGUCAAUUUCAUAUACAUAGUUGGUAGUAAUUAUUGUAUGGCGCAACAUAUCAGUUACAUAAUAUUGUUCUUGAUUGUCAUUAUUUGCUACUGAAUAUUAUUUUACAUAGUAGUCGUGCUCUAAACAUGUCACAACUGUUUUCAAAAUCGAUUUGAUUUGCCCUUGAAUUUACUGCCAGCCAGGAGUGCUGUGUUUCGUUUUUUGAGAAAUGUUAUCAUAAUCAGAAAAUGGACUACUUGAGACUGAAUUCAAAGAAACAGUUAGGCUCUUUGUCGGGUGAAAAACGAAAAGUCAAAAACCUUAAACUCAAAGAAUGUACGCUUAUUUACGCCUUUAACGCAGACCUUGGGGACAGGCAUCACACUUGGGAAGAUCUGAUUUCCAUUUUUGAUAUCUUCUACAUUUUUCAAAUUGAUUGCCUGUCUAUAGGUGACGAUGUGAAAAUGAUGUUCUUGCUAAGCUCCAACUGUCCAAAGGGAGCUGAAUUGAAAAUGCCUUGCCUCUGUCUCUCUGAAUGUUACCUAGUGGGUGUAGAGAAACAGCGAGACGGGCAAUCCUAGGACCUGGAUCUCACCCAUAGUCUUACUGUAGCUUUGCUAAGUGAUGCAAAUAUAACCCAUGACCCCUCUGGUGGUCAGGUGGGUCACCUGUCUACUUCCCUUUCUGUGUUGUGUACCCAUGGGUUCUAGAGUAGAGAACUUCUGUCAUAAUGACUCACUCUGCCUUGUGGAUAGCAUGAACACUUGUUUUCUGUUCCCUUUUCUCAUCUCUGGCAUAUGUGAUUUCAACGGAAAAACAAACAAAAGGUCAUUGUCAAACCAAAAUAAUUUGAGGGAAGUCAAUAAUAGCUGUGCCAAAAAAAAGUACAACUUAAAGUACUCUCCAGAGAGGAUCAUUCUCUAAUGCGACCAAACAUCACCGUCAACUGCUAUUGGCCUAGAGAAGAGGGUGUCUUUCCCUAAUUUGGUCACAGUUUGUCAUUAUAGACUUAGUGAGCUCAUUGUAAAGAUGAUACUGGCUUAAGACUUCACUGAAUAACAAAGGUUAUAGUAUUCAAAGUACCGGUACAUUGAUUUACUGAGGGGGGAGUCAGGUAUGUGACCUGGUUCCUGUUUAAUAAACAACAUAACUUUUAAUUUCUGUUACUGCUGACUGUGUUACUGCCCCCCUCAUUACAUACGUAGGCUGCCUACUGUCUCAUGCCGCGUUCACGUGCUAGUCGGAACUAGGAAGCUCAGAAAUGUCCAACUUGCUAACUGGUUGAACGGUGUAUAACUACAACCAAUUAGCAAGUUGGAAAUGUCUGACUUUCUUAGUUCCGACUAGCAUGUGAACGCGGCAACUACCCAACACUUUGGGAAGAGGGAAGCCCAGCCCACCUCCUCCACCAAGUCCCCAGCCUUGAGUCUCUUCAGCAAGAGCUUUAAACUCCAGUUCUUGCAUUUUAUUAUGAGACCCUUACAUCAUCAGACUUGUUCAUCUUUUCAUACCAUACUUAAGUUGUUAGUUGACCUGUUAUUUUAUUUUGUCAAUGUUUGAAUUUACCACUUUUAUUUAUAACAGUACAUAUUUAUUCAUUUGUAUUUUUUAUUUUUGUACUUUUUUGUUCUGUUUUUGUAAGGGGGAUUUUUAUGUUUGUUUACUAGAACACGGCGAUUCUUGUGUUACAUGACUUGAGAAAUUUGAUAUUAAUAGACAUGUGUGAAUUUCAGGACCAACCAGUCAAGGUGGUGAAACCACUCAUUAGCUGAGAGAAAAUGUCAUCCAGUGCUUUUGUUUUUGUUUAUGUUCAUAUCAUCUAGAUGUUCAUGUGAAUCUAUCUAUCCUAAUGGCAAAUUAAAGGUAGUUCCCUCAGUAGUCAUUAGUCUUCGGUUGUUGUACCAACUGCUUUUUUCCCAUAGAUUUCUACUUGAAUUUAAGUAUUUAUUUAUAAGUCAAUUCAGUCGGCAACCAACUGACUGUCUUAAUUCCAUUUAGUAAACUCAAGCUGAUGUCUUGAGGAGAAUGGCUAGAAAAGCCUGUAUGUAGUUAGUGAAUGGACAUGUAACAAUGGAUGGCUUUUAGAUAUAUUUUUUGAAGUUUCUAAAUAAAAUAAACAAAUCAUGUUUUGAA